Molecule: messenger RNA, 1643 nt
Organism: Sclerotinia trifoliorum
Lineage: Eukaryota; Fungi; Ascomycota; Leotiomycetes; Helotiales; Sclerotiniaceae
Source: the annotation of a GenBank genome assembly
AUAAUAACAACUUUUUUUCACCCAUUUAUCUUUUCUUCAUUCACACCCGCAGAACUUUAUAAUAAUUGUACAGUGCUGGUCACUUUCAAGAUCAACCACAGUUGAUUUUCAUUUAUUAAUAGAGAAGAGACGACACUUCCAAUAAUGGUACGUACAGAAGAAUGGAUAUCCAAAGUCUAUCGAUACCUCGUAGAUUCCAGUUGCUGACUGCAGCUAUAGGCUUCUUCAACAGCUACCGCAACACCUUCACGACUUAAUACCUUUGACCGACCACCCGUACGAACUGACUUUGAAAAGCGUGUUGAUGAUGUUAAACCAAUGAAGAGGUAUGAAUCCAAUUCUCAUUUCACACCCUGGUGCUUCAUCAAGCUCCAUCCUUGGCAAUCUUUAUAUGAUGACUAUCAUCAACUGGGAAUCUCUCCUAAAAAUUACGCAUGCGGAGAACAAAAUUAGUUGUUAACUGAUAUAAUGCCACUCUUAUCAAUUUGGCUGUCGCCCAAUCCGACACGACUCGAUAAAGAUCCAAGCUAAUCUUCUAUUCAUCAAUAGUGACAUCAAUGCUCUGAUUUUAGAUUAUCUCACAACUGAAGGUUACCCAUCUGCCGCCGCAAGGUUCUCCAAAGAAGCCAAUCUUAAGCCACAACAAGAAGAAGAGUCUGUCAAAGCUCGCCAAGCUAUUCAACACUCCAUCCACUUGGGAAGUAUACAAGAUGCCAUAGAGGCACUGAAUGAACUAGAACCUCAGGUUAGUCUCAUGUCUCUUUGAUUCUAUCUACUUCCUUGCGAUGAUUAUACAAGUUUCAUGCACCACUCAUAUAGCCUUCGGGUCGUUGAUGAGAUACAAUACCAUACUUCAGUCCUCAGUAUGAGCAAAUUUACAAGCAACCAUCAUUCUUGUUCAUUAUACGUCCGUAGAAUCAUCGCUAAGUUUAUGAAUAGGUUCUCGAAAACAACCCAGCCCUCCAUUUCUCGCUGUUACGAUUACAACUAGUUGAGCUCAUACGGAGUUGUAAUGCAACUCCAGGCAGUGAUAUCACUCCCGCCCUGAACUUUGCGACUACUCAACUUGCGCCUCGAGCGCCAGCUAAUCAGGAAUUCUUGGAAGAUCUUGAAAGGACAAUGGCUUUACUGAUUUUUCCUUCGGAUAAUUUGGAGCCUCAAUUAGCUGCUCUAUUACAUCCUGAUCUUAGAAGGUCUGUAGCAGAUAAAGUGAACAAAGCUAUACUGCAGUCUCAAAAUAAACGUCGAGACGCAGCAAUUAGAGAUCUUGUUCAUCUACGUGCCUGGGCUGAGAACAGUGCACGAGAUGCAAAAAAAGCAAUACCAGAUUCCAUCGGACUGGGUCUAGAUGGGGAUAAUGAUGAUGACCGUGGUGAUGAUGAUGAUAACAUACAUGGGAAUGGAUCCCAUGCACACGAAGCAAUGAUGAUGACGUGAAUGAACUAAAGGAUUGGUUGUAUUUGGCGUUUGGGUUCCCGCCAGUUUUAUUAUACCCUUUUCGAAGUUGAUUCACAUAGAACAUCUUCACCAUGGCAGGGGACGGAAUUGUUGUUUUAGCUACAGGAACAGUUAAUUAUGCUUUCAUAGGAGAUCCGGAUAUCGGACUCUUCAAUCAAUAUAAACCUGAUUUAAUACACAAGGCU